This is a messenger RNA of Copidosoma floridanum, 1152 nucleotides long. RefSeq names its product odorant receptor 13a-like. Gene Ontology annotation, molecular function: olfactory receptor activity; odorant binding. Gene Ontology annotation, cellular component: plasma membrane. Gene Ontology annotation, biological process: sensory perception of smell; detection of chemical stimulus involved in sensory perception of smell. NCBI's taxonomy places the organism in Eukaryota, Metazoa, Arthropoda, Insecta, Hymenoptera, Encyrtidae. The record is from RefSeq and is a predicted model, not a curated record.
AUGAAAGAAACAAAGAGGCACCUCGAGAGGUCAGAGUUCAACGAACUGGCUUGGGUGCACUUGGUGCUGCUGCGACUACUCGGCCUCGUGGCGUUCGACUCCCGAUCCCCGAACUUCUGGCCAAGUCGUCUAUUGUGUCUCUUCAUGUACAGCUGCAACAUUUUAGUGACAAGUAUGUACACAUGUUGUAUAGCGAGGAGUUUAAUUUCAACUGGACGAGCCGAUGUCCAAGUUGUCGCCGAAUGUGUUGGCUUGUGCGGGGUGCACUUGCGUUUUCUUAUUACCUACGCAAACCGUAAGAGAUUGGAAAAGUUGCUGAAUGAAGCUCGUAAACUUUGGCUCGAGCUUACCGACCAAGAGAAGUGUCUUCUCAGGAGUGCCCAGGUCACCAGGUAUUAUCUUUCAGUAUGUGCGGGACAUGUACUGUUGUACGUAGUCCCCGAUCUGAUACGAUUUUUGCUCAACGACAUUCGUUUGCUACCCUUCCCUUUUUACGGCGAAGUGACAGCAUCGCCUGGUUACGAAAUUUCAUUUUUCAUGCAGACGAUCGGUCUGAUAGGCAUCUGCGUGGCUGCGUCGGGUAUUGACACCACAGUACUUUUUCUCAUCAUGUUUGCCAGUGGUUACUCUAACAUUCUGGGAACUAGAUUUUCAAGCAUUGCCAAACGCUGCGAAGGACAUGCCAAUGGGCCAUUCGUGUACAAGGAGAUGAUUAAUGUGACGCAGUGCCAUCAGAGAAUCAUUGAAUUUUGUGAAAGGAUGAGCGAAAUAACGAGUCCGUUGUUUAUGGUCCUGCUGAUUUGUACGACGUACACCAUGUCGUUGAUUGGAUUGAAAAUUGUUGGGACAGAUCCAGAUAAGUACAAGGGAGCGACCGUGUUGAUAAUCUACGUUGUCCAAUUAUUUACGUGCAAUUGGGCUCCAGACGUUUUGGCCACCGAAAGCGGUGCUCUAGACAAGAGUGUAUACUUUCUCACAACGACGGACCAAAACGACAAAGAAAUUUCAAAACUCCUGAACAUAGUGAUGAUGAGAUCACAGCGACCUAUUCAAUUGACUGUUGCUGGCUAUGUCAACCUAUCGAUGGAAUGUUUUUCUUCUAUGAUCACGAGCGCCGUAUCUUUUUUCACGGUUCUCCGAAGCAUGAAAUAG